Chrysemys picta bellii (western painted turtle) is the source of this 2780-nucleotide messenger RNA. Lineage: Eukaryota; Metazoa; Chordata; Testudines; Emydidae. The record is from RefSeq and is a predicted model, not a curated record.
UCCCGGGCCCAGCUCUACAGAUACUGGUACAAGGAUCCGGCCGAUGUGGAUCAGAAUCCGCCCGUGGCCAGCAGUGACCCCAACCGGAGGGUAUCGCAGGAGACCCAGGGCCGGUUCCGGCUGGCGGAGAAUCCGGCGCCCGGCGACUGCUCCCUGCAAAUCAGCGAUGCCCGACGGACGGAUGUGGGGAGAUAUUUCUUUAGAGUCGAGGGAGACUUUAAAUACAAUUACCGCACCAAAUACUAUCGCACUCAACCUACGCUACAGAUUUCCGUGCCAGUGCUGACGGAGGAGCCAGAGAUCCAGAUCUCGCCAGCGCAGAGGGUGCCAGGAACACUGCUGGCCCAGGAACCGGUGAAUGUGACCUGCACAGCCCCUGGGCGCUGCUCUGGGCCCCCUCCCCGAGUCACCUGGACAGGGCCGUUCAGUGACACAGCCCAGAACGUCUCAGCCCAGCUGGCAAAUGGCACCUGGGCCCACAGCUCUGCUCUCCGAUUCACGCCCACCCCAGGGGACGAUGGCAAAGAGCUCGUCUGCACCGUCACCUACAGCUCAGCACAGGGACCUUCCACUCGCAGAACAGUCCAGCUCCACAUCGGCUACUCGCCCAGACCCCCCAACAUCACCUGGACCCUGACCAGGAAUGGACGCCCUGUGCUGGAAGUGUCAGGAGCUGAGGGCGAUGUCGUGUCUCUGGAGACCCAGGAGGGCGACUCCCUGAGCCUGGGCUGUGAGGCUGUGAGCAGACCCGAGGCCACCCUGAGCUGGGCCAAGGGGAAUGAGUCCCUCAGCCCUGGCCAGGGAGGGGCCGGGCGCCUGGAGCUGCCGAAACUCAGCAGAGGGGAUGCUGGGGAGUAUCGGUGCUGUGCGAAGAAUUCCUAUGGGUCGGCCAGCCAGGCCCUGCGUGUGCACGUGCAGUCUCCAGUGAGGACUCUGCAAAUCACCAUCUCCAGAGCUAACAGGAGCAACCCCCAGCUAUUCCAAGAUCCCGGCACCCCGGUGGGGAACGGGUCACAGAUCACGGCCCAGGAGGGCGACUCUCUGCGGUUCCUCUGCUCCGUCGCCAGCAGCCCCCCCACUGUGCUGGGCUGGGUGAGGGGGGGCCGAGCCGUCGAGGGCGCCCGCCCCAUGGGGGAGAAUCAGCUGCGGAUGGAGCUGCCCAACGUGACGGCCGAGGACGGGGGGCUGUACGGGUGCUGGGCCCAGAGAAAGGAGAGCUGUGCCCUGGGGACAUUCCAGCUGCUCGUCGAGUACAGCCCCCGGCCGGGGACUGGGCUGAACUCGUCUUGCCAGCGCCAGGGGCACAGCGUCAGCUGCCGUUGCUCCCUGCGCUCUCACCCCCCACCCCGGCUCCAGUGGCAGGUGGACGGGGAGCCCGUGGCUGAGAACGGCUCGCGGGGGGCCCUGCAGGUCAGCUCCUGGGCCCAGGGGGACGAGGCCGUCAGCACCCUGAGCUGGACGGGGAACGGGGACAGUGGCUCCCAGAUCUUCUGCCUCGGCUCCAACCCCCAUGGGACCUACGCCGCCCUGCACUUUGACUUCAGCCCCCCACGGAGAGGUGCGGAGGAGCCUGGCAAGCUGCUGGGCAUCGGGGUGGCCUGUGGGCUGGGGAUCACCGUCGGCUUCUUCCUUCUCGGGCUCUGUGUGAUCAAGCUGCGGGGCCGGGAGCCGGCGCCCCCCAGUGCUGAGGCUGGGGAGAUGGCUAACGGGAGCCAGGCCGAGCACACGGCCGACGACGCCAGUCUGAUCUACAGUAACAUCCCCACCAUGCCCAUGGAUCACAAGACUCCAGCCGCCCGCCGGACCGAAGGCAUCCAGGACAGGGCUGCCACAGCCCAGACCCCACUAGGCCCCGGGGAGCCGGAGGAGCUGCACUACGCCACCAUCGACUUCUCCAAGCUGCAGCGCAAAGGGGCGGAGCCUCUGGAGGCCCCAGCCACGGAAUAUUCUGAGGUCCGGCAGAAAUAGCCCCCUCGCGCCAUGGGCCCAGGCUUGGCAUCUCUGGCCUGUCCAGUGCGAGGGGGGUCACAGUCAAGGGGAAAGGGGGCAAGGGGUCAACCCAGAGCUGGAAACCUGGGUGCAAAUCCCUGCUUGGCCCCAGACUCAGGGCGGAGUCAACUAGGCCUUGGAGAUGCUGGAGCGCUGCAUCAUGGGCAGGUAUCCCAGAGUCCUCUGCAGUCGGGUCCGAAAGCCUGCCCCUUCCCAAACCCCACUGCCCCCGGGGAAAGAGCCUCUCACCCCUCAGCCUUAGAGCAUUUCUCUUCUACCCUGCCUGAGCCCUCACCCACUCGCUUCACAGAUGGACAGGAUUUUCACGCUCAGUGGCAGCUGCUGGCAGGAGCUAGGGUGACCAGACAGUAAAUGUGAAAAAUCGGGACAGGGGAUGGGGGGUAAUAGGAGCCUAUACACAGCGGUGAGCUGAAGCCGGUACGCACCAGUUCGCGGGAACCAGUUGACACGCCGGACAACUGGUUCUAAAAGGGCUUUUAAAUUUAACAACCGGUAAAGCUCCGGCAGCUCCCCGCCCACCUCCGGCCCCAGCUCACCUCCGCUCCACCUCCUCCCCUGAAUGCUCCGCCCCGCUUCUCCUCCCCCCCCCGCUUCCCGCGAAUCAGCUCUUCAUGCGGGAAGCCUGGGAGGGCUGAGAAGCAAGCGUGGCCCGGCUCCAGGCGCCACGCGGCCCAGCUCCAGCCGAGCAGUGCGGCUGGUGUGCCACCAGCCACCUCCAGCCAGCUCGGUAAGGGAGCAGGGAGGGGGUGUUGGAUAGAGGGCAGGGGAGU